Molecule: messenger RNA, 2984 nt
Organism: Fukomys damarensis (Damara mole-rat)
Lineage: Eukaryota; Metazoa; Chordata; Mammalia; Rodentia; Bathyergidae
Gene: Retsat
Product: retinol saturase
Exons: 11
Coding region: 123-1952 (609 amino acids)
Source: RefSeq, a predicted model, not a curated record
GUUCAUUUUUGGUCAAAGUAGCCUCCGCCUUCCUAGGGAAAGAAAACUAGCUGGGCGGAGCCACAGACUUAAAAGCCGAGUGCAGGCGCAGCAGACCUGUUGUUUGGACCCCGAGCGGCGCAAUGUGGUUUACGCUGGUGUUGCUGGUGGGCCUCCUGCUUGUUGUCCUCUACAAAGUUUAUCUGGGACUGUUCGGUGGACGCUCCCCUAACCCCUUCUUUGAGGACGUCAAGCGGCCACCUGCUCCCCUUGUGACCGACAAGAAUGCCAGGAAGAAGGUUCUCAAACAAGCUUUCUCAGUCAGCCGAGUGCCAGAGAAGCUCGAUGUGGUGGUGAUUGGCAGUGGCAUCGGGGGCCUGGCUGCAGCAGUGAUUCUGGCAAAAGCUGGCAAGCGAGUCCUGGUGCUGGAACAACACACCAAGGCAGGGGGCUGUUGUCACACCUUUGGAGAAAAUGGCCUUGAAUUUGACACAGGAAUCCAUUAUAUUGGGCGCAUGAAGGAGGGCAACCUUGGCCGGUUUAUCUUGGACCAGAUCACCGAAGGGCAGCUGGACUGGGCUCCACUCAGCUCCCCUUUUGACAUGGUGGUGCUCGAAGGGCCUAAUGGCCGGAAGGAGUUCCCCAUGUACAGCGGGAAGAAAGCAUACAUUCAGGGGCUCAAGGAGAAGUUUCCCCAGGAAGAAGCUGUUAUUGACAAAUACAUGGAGCUGGUCAAGGUGGUAGCCAAUGGAGCCAUUCAUGCCAUCAUACUGAAGUUCCUCCCACUGCCUAUGGCUCAGCUCCUGAGCAGGUGUGGGUUUCUGACUCACUUCUCUCCGUUCCUUCGUGCAUCCACGCAGAGUCUGGCUGAGGUCCUGCAGCAGCUUGGGGCCUCGGCUGAGCUCCAGGCUGUGCUCAGCUAUAUCUUCCCCACUUACGGAGUGACCCCCAGCCACAGCACCUUUGCCAUGCAUGCCCUGCUGGUUGACCACUACAUUCAAGGCGCCUUUUACCCCCGAGGGGGUUCCAGCGAGAUCGCCUUCCACACCAUCCCUAUAAUUGAGCGGGCCGGGGGUGCAGUCCUCACAAGGGCCACUGUGCAGAGUGUGCUGCUGGACUCAGCUGGCAGAGCCUGUGGUGUCAGCGUGAAGAAGGGACAAGAGCUGGUGAGCAUCUACUGCCCUGUGGUGAUCUCCAAUGCAGGACUGUUCAACACCUAUGAGCACUUGCUGCCAGAGAGUGCCCACUGCCUGCCAGGGGUGAAGGAACAGCUGGGCAUGGUGCGGCCCAGUCUGGGGAUGCUCUCAGUUUUCAUCUGUCUGCGUGGGACCAAGGAGGACUUGGGUUUGCGGUCCACCAACUACUAUGUUUAUUUUGACACAGACAUGGACAAAGCGAUGGAGCGCUACACCUCCAUGCCCAGGGAGAAGGCUGUGGGACACAUCCCCCUUUUCUUCAUUGCCUCCCCAUCAGCCAAGGACCCGACUUGGGAGGAACGCUUCCCAGACCGGUCCACGAUGAUUGUGCUGUUGCCCGCCGCCUUUGAAUGGUUUGAGGAGUGGCAGGAAGAGCCAAAGGGAAAGCGGGGCAAUGAUUACAAGACACUCAAAGAUUCUUUUGUUGAAGCUUGCAUGUUGGUGGUCAUGAGACUGUUCCCACAGCUAGAGGGGAAGGUGGAGAGUGUGACCGGAGGGUCCCCACUGACCAGCCAGUUCUAUCUGGCUGCUCCCCGAGGUGCCACCUAUGGGGCCGACCAUGACCUGGGCCGUCUGCAUCCUCUUGCGAUGGCCUCAAUAAGGGCCCAGAGCCCCAUCCCCAACCUCUACCUAACAGGCCAGGAUAUCUUCACCUGUGGGCUGUUAGGGGCCCUGCAAGGAGCCCUGCUGUGCAGCAGUGCCAUCUUGAAGCGGAACUUAUACUCAGACCUCAAGGAUCUUGGCUCUAGGGUCCAGGCACAGAAGAAGCAGCAGUAGUUUGGCUAGGGAUAAAUCAGAGGAAUUUGCACCUCUCCUAACUUAGCCAUAUCACUCUUCUCCAUUAGAUCUGUACACACAAAACACUCUGAUUUGUUUCUGAUUUAGGCCUAAUAUAAAUUAGUGUUCAGCUGCAGUUUUUGCAGCUGGGACAGGUGAUGAUCUUUAUACCUUUUACAACAUGCUGUUCUGGGCUGCUGCUGUGCACACCCAUGAUGGCUUGUGAUAAGCACACUCUGGACCCUUCCCUGUACCUCCCAGCUCUGGACAAUCAAAGUGAAGCUUCCAGGGGUGUGUACAGAACCUCUGAAAGUGCUGCUCAGUGGAAGCAGGUCGGUCCAGUCCUGCCGUGAGGUUUUCUCCUCCUGUUCACCCUGAGUGCUGUAUUGGAUUCUAGGUUGUCACGUGAGUGGGGUGGCACCUGGCUCUUGAUGUGCUGAUGCCAAGACAUCCUUAGCCCUGUCCUCUGGGUUAUACAGGGAAGGUGAUGAUAGUGGCCAGGACAGACUGGCACGACUUGGCUGGGACUGAUGCAGGCUGAAGGAGUGUUCCAGAUCAAGGCCACAGCUUGACAUCACUGAGGCGAUAGUGUGCCAGACACCGGCCUGUGUCCCCUGCCUGGCCGGGAAGAGGAUGGGUGAGGAGUCAGAGCCAGAACAUGGAAAACCACCCAUGGGUGGCAUCUGCAGUUUGCUGGUACAUAAGCAAUCUUGAGCAUCUCUUUUCCAAAAUGCUUGGUAUUGAAAUUUGACUAUUUUCAAGUCUUGAAAUAUUUGCCUACACAUAAUAAAUGAGAUAACUUGGGGACAGGACCCAGGUCCAAACAGAAUUCAUCUGUUUCAUAUAAACAUUACUGAGAGUAAUUUUAAACAAUAUUUAAAUUAUUUUGUGCAUUUUGGCUGUGACCUAUCAGAUAAGAUCAUGUUGGCACUCAAAAAGCUUUGAAUUUUAGAGCAUUUUGACUUUUAGAGUAGGGAUGUUCAAACUGGAAGAUGGAUGGGAAGGUGAAAUAAAGGCUAAAGGUUAAGAAAA